This is a messenger RNA of Gymnodraco acuticeps, 2721 nucleotides long. RefSeq names its product IgA receptor-like. The transcript has 3 exons. The record is from RefSeq and is a predicted model, not a curated record. Lineage: Eukaryota; Metazoa; Chordata; Actinopteri; Perciformes; Bathydraconidae. The coding region runs from base 1111 to 2721 and encodes 536 amino acids.
UAAUCAUUUCCAUCUUGUGCUCUGUACAUCCAAUGGUGGCACCAUUACUCAUGGUAGUCAAAAUCAGCUCAGAGAGAGUACACAUAUGGCCACUUUCUGGUUAAAACUGCCAUCAUUGAUCCUGAAAAUCCCCCCAAAACCACUCCAAAUCGGCCACAUCAUUGUUUUACUUUUGUUUACAUAUGCUAUAAUGCCAUUCAUCUUAAUUAACUCCAUUUAUGCUAAUUGUGCAAAGUGCCCAACAUAUGCAAGUUAGCAUCCGGCAGUUUCUAUGUACUUGGGACCCCUACUAUACAUUACUAUCAUAACACUUUGGGGUACUCAACAUUUCAGGGUUCACUAGAAUGAAAAAUGAAAUGCUGUAAUUUAAAUACUGCUUAUUGUAAUAAUAGAUAAACAUGUGAGAUGCGAACAGAUGGUAUGAAGUUGUGAAGGCACAGAGCUCAGAGGUUCAUCAGUCUUAUGGCCUUUGGGAUAAAAUGGUAACACAGGAUCAGUCAUAUGUCGUUCUCCGGGUAAAGUGUUGGGGAUCUGCGUGUUUCUUAAUGCAGAGGGCAGCUGAAGGGACGUGCGUGGCUCUUUGUGGCUCAGUGCUGGUUGGCUGUGAACCAAAGUGACGGGCGGGUGGAGAGGAUUCUGGUAAAAUGCACUCGUGGAAUAGGCUUGUAUGAGGUACAGAGUCCUCAUACACAUACACUCAGAUACAAAAAACAAAUAUUAAUAUCUCCCCCCCUUGCAGACGCUGAGUCUCAAGCUAUCAGACUAUUUGGCCGAUUACCACAUCUGGAUAUCUUUGUACAGCUGCCCCAACGCGUUCACACACACUCAGAGACUGUGUGUGAGCCUGCUGCUUCUGCUGGGAUAUGCAUGUGUCAGCACACUGAUCAUAUCACACAUGGAUGAUCAGUUGCCCUUCCAGUUUGGCUGUGUAGAAGCAACAGCUGUUUCUGUGCGGACAGGACUUCUGAGUGUGUGUGGUGUUGCCAGCAGCAGCACACUAUUUGGUGUCUGUUUGGCUCCAAAUACCAAACAGAUCAUUGCAGCAUCCCAUGAUCCCCUCUGUUUCAGCCCUGUUUCUAAAGUGCUGGACAAAACGUAUGAGAGUACGCGAUGACCUCAUCACAUGACAUCACAGAUGGCCUUCAAGUUGAGAUUGCGAGAGCUCUGAAGUGCAGGCAUUCUUCAGUUCUUCAGUUCAGAGCGGUGAGUGGUACACGUAUUCAGUCAGAGCAAACUAACUUCACAGUUUUCCCGACAAAACACGUAUUACGUACACACGUAGAUUUCUAUUCCUACGCACAACACAAGUCCACAGACAGCGCCAUGGAUAGAACACAGUCAGACCAGAGCAGCAAGGAGACAUCCCACAGCCAGAACGAUGAAAGUCUGCUGCAGUUUGACGCAGAGACCGUCAAACUGCUCGUGAUGAGAGGAGAUGAACUCUUUGAGUGUUUGACAGUCUGUGAGGAAAGAUACGGCGCUCUGGAGGAAAGAUACGGCGCUCUGGAGGAGGAGAUGGAAGCUAAAGAGGCUCGACACAAGCAGCAGCUGGACGAGAACCUGGUGACCAUAAACCUGCUGAAAAGAAGAGAGGAAGAACUCCUUCAGAGCCAGGAGAAGUCCACCAAGGACCUGGCUGAGAAACAACAGAGCUGGGAGAAUGGAAAACAAGGCAUGAAGUAUGUAGUGGACGAGAAAAACUACCAGGCCGCUAGAAACCACACCUUGGAGACGGAAAAACGAAAGAUGGAAUGCAAAGUGAAAGGGGUGAUGAAGCACAACAGUCAGCAGACCUUUAGAAUCCACAGCUUGGAGAAGGAAGUCCAGAAGCUGGUGCUCCAGUUGGAAAAGCAGGGAGAAAACAACUCUGAAGACCAACAACCGAUGGAGGCCAAACUAAAACAGGUGGAGAAGGAGAACGAGGAUCUGGCAAAGAAGAACACAAGCUGGGAGACGGAUGUCAAACAGCUGAAAGACCAGAUGAGAGAGAAGGAGGAAAAGUUCUCCAAAGACCUGGCCGAGGAACAGCUGAGCUGGGAGAGUGAGAAACAUCAGCUGGAGGGCGAGAGGAGAGAGAUGGAGAAGACAUUGAAACAGGUGGAGGAAUCCAAGAAGAAGCUGGCUAAGGAGAACCGCAGCUUGGAGUUGGACGUCACACUGAAUGUCUUGCUGGUGAAGCAGUUUGAGAAGGACAUGGAGGUGCAGCAGGAAGAGUUCUCCAAACGACACCAGAGCUGGGAGACCAAGGCCAGUUCGAUGGAGACCGAAAUAAAAGAGGUCACUCAGGAGAAGGAAGACCUGGCUCAGACACUUCAGAGCCAGGCGACUGAAUUCAAAGACAUUCAGGCUCAGUUACAUCAGGCAGAGGAUGAGAACAACGUGAGCUGGGAGACAAGAGUCCAUCAGCUUGAGAAGGAGAUGAAGGAGCAGAAGGAGAAGUGCUCCAAAGACCUGAGCCAGAAACACCAGAGCUGGGAGACCACGGUUCAUCUGAUGGAGACUCAACUGAAGGAGGCGAAGGAGGAGAGGGACAACCUCGCUCAGACGCGACUGAGCUGGGAGACCAAAGAGAAGAAGAUGGGGGAAGAGAAGACACUUCUGGAGGACCUGUGUCUUCACAGGAAGAAUAAGAGCAGAGGAUUCUUCGCUCGCAGGAGGGCGACUGAGGAAAGGGACGUCGUUUUGCAGAAAAUGCUGCACAAGAUGGAAGAGAGGAGAUGA